Molecule: messenger RNA, 1319 nt
Organism: Pseudo-nitzschia multistriata
Lineage: Eukaryota; Bacillariophyta; Bacillariophyceae; Bacillariales; Bacillariaceae
Source: the annotation of a GenBank genome assembly
CGACACGACACGACACGACACAACACACCAUGCUGCUCGUCGAGUGCGCCAGGGCCCGGGCGAUACGGAACCUGCCGGCCGUUGGCACGACGGAGGCCCUGAAGGAGUACCUGGCCAACAUCAAGGCCGUAGAGGCCGCCGAGCGGCAAAAGACCGUCGAGAGGACCCUCGGCAUCCUGGUUUGUGCCCCCCACCUCGACCUCCCACAGGCGAUGCACUGCGCGGGAUUCCGCGAAAAGGAAUGCAGCGACCCCGGGCUCCUGGAAAAGGUCCGGUCGGCCCGGGAGGAAUCCGGGCCGGAGCCCCUCUCGCCGAGAAAGCGGCGCCGGGUCGAGAUCUACCGGCAGCGGGUGGCCGCCCUGGAAGCCCUGGCCGAGAAACCGGACCCGUGGAAACUCACCUACGGCGACCAGCUCACCAAGAAAAAGGUCGUGGCCCACAUCAAGGCAACCCUCCUGUACGAGGCGGGGGGCCUGGGCGCCCCUUCCGUCUGCCACCUGGUCUACCGGGAGCACGGCGCCCUACCGAGCGAGGAUUCGAUCCGCAAGAGCUGCCGGGAGGGCCGCGCCGGACAGGUUCCCAGGCUGUGGGCGAGAAAGUGGUCCCACCUGGCACCGCCAGAGAUCGAGGACGGGGACGCCCCCUGCCCCAAGAAGGCGCGCAUCGAGGCGGACGAGCGGGAGACCCGGCACGCCGCGGCCCACAUCGAGGCGACCCUCCUCCUGGAAUCCGAGAAGAAACGCCCCAACGGCAUGGGCGCCAAAAAAGUCGUGGCGCAGAUCAACGAGGAGUACGGAACCAGCCUCAACGCCGGGACCAUUGCGAGCUACGUCCAGCAGGGCCUCGCGGGACACCCCCCCAAGAACACCAAAGCAAAGGGGUUUCCCAUCCCCCCGCCGAGGCCCCUUGUGCGGCCCGAGGAACAGGCGGCGGAGGAACGGGCCCGGAAGGACCUCGAGGAGACGAGGAUCGCAGCGCACAUCAAGGCCACCCUUCUCUUCGAGGCGGAGAAGAAGCUCCCUUGCGGCAUGAGCUCGAAACAGGUCGUGGACCAGGUGAACCGGGAGUUCGGGACCAAGCUGAACGCGCGCACGAUUGCGCGGUACGUCCGGGAGGGCCUCGCCGGGAAGCCCCCCAAGAAGAACGGCCGGCCCUCCACCAUAUUUUUGCCCGGAGAUUGCGCAACACGUGUUGUUGAGGCGCCUGAACGAGCUUUCGGAGCAGGCCUCCCAAGGUGGUGGUAGCACGCACCUAGUGAGGUCGGCGGAGACGCAGUUGGCUGUAGGUUUCAUUCCUCAAUGUCACCAUUUUUAUGUUAU